This is a messenger RNA of Physeter macrocephalus (sperm whale), 1979 nucleotides long. It is a transcript of the gene CRACR2B, whose product is annotated as calcium release activated channel regulator 2B. The transcript has 10 exons. Gene Ontology annotation, molecular function: calcium ion binding. NCBI's taxonomy places the organism in Eukaryota, Metazoa, Chordata, Mammalia, Artiodactyla, Physeteridae. Gene Ontology annotation, cellular component: trans-Golgi network membrane. The coding region runs from base 381 to 1586 and encodes 401 amino acids. The record is from RefSeq and is a predicted model, not a curated record.
CCCAAGCCCCCACCUCCUCAUUUUCCAUCACAAGAUCUAUAGCUGCCCCCCCCCACCGCCUCCUCCCCCCAGCACAUCCUCUCCUGCACGGGCUGGCUCCCUGGGUGGCCCUGGGCCUGCAGGCUCCACCCAUGUCACCUCGCGCCAGCCCCACCACCUGCAAUUGGGCCACACCUCCCCCAGCUGCCCCUCCUCUCUGGGCCUCCACCUUCCCAUGGAGGCAGGGAGGCUCCUCGGCCCCCCACCGCUCCAGCUUAGCCCUCAGCCACCCUUGCCCCUCACCCUCUCUGCCUCCACUUCUCCUCUCCCCUCAUUUCUCAGCUCUGCUCAGGCCCUGACUUCUCCUUGGCUUCACAGCGCCCAAGGCUGAGACCCCCACCAUGGCCAGCCCCGGGAAGCCUGGGGCUGGGGAGGCCCAGGAGGAGGAGGGGUGGGACGAGGGGCGCGCCCCAGGGCCACUGGCAGCGACACUGGAGCAGGCCCAGGAGUUGUUUCUGCUGUGCGACAAGGAAGCCAAGGGCUUCAUCACCCGGCACGACCUGCAGGGCCUGCAGAGCGACCUGCCCCUCACGCCCGAACAGCUGGAGGCUGUGUUCGAAAGUCUGGACCAGGCGCACACCGGCUUCCUCACCGCUCGGGAGUUCUGCCUUGGCCUGGGGAAGUUGGUGGGGGUGGAGCCUGCCCCGGAUGCUCUGCCCUCCCGGGCUCCAGAGGAAACCUUCGAGGCGGGCUGGUCGGAUGUGCAAGGCACUGGGGGCUCCCUGGAGGAGGAGGACGAGGAGAGAUUCUGCUCUGCACUGGUGCAGCUGGGGGUGGCCCGGGUCCUGGGCGAGCAGCGGGCAAUUCGGACGCUCUGGACCCAGCUGCAGCGUGAGCGACCCGAACUGUUGGGAUCCUUCGAGGACGUUCUGAUGCGGGCGUCGGCCUGCCUGGAGGAAGCGGCCCGAGAGCGGGAGGGCCUAGAGCAGGCGCUGCGGCGGCGGGAGGGCGAGCACGAGAGGGAGGUGCGAUGUCUGUACGAAGAUAUGGAGCAGCAGCUUCGCGAGCAGCGCCAGCGCCUGCGCAGUCAGGACGUCCCCCGGGAGGAGCAGAGAGGCCGCCUAGAGCUGGAGCUGCAGAGUCGCGAGCAGGAGCUGGAACGCGCGGGGCUGCGGCAGCGGGAGUUGGAACAGCAGCUGCAGGCUCGGACCACCGAGCAGCUGGAGGCGCAGGCGCAGAACGCCCAGCUGUGGCUGGCCAACGAGGCGCUGCGGGCGCAACUGGAAGGGGCGCAAGAGCAGCUCCGCAGACUGGAGAGUGACUUGCUGGGCCGUCGGGAGCAAACCCAACGAGACGUGGUCGCGGUCUCGAGGAACAUGCAGAAAGAGAAGCUCAGCCUCCUGCGGCAACUGGAACUGCUCAGGGAGCUGAACACGAGGCUACGAGACGAGAGGGACGUCUGUGAGGCCAAGCGGCUGGGCAGUGGCCGCAGGAAGGCUCUGACCACGGCCCCCCUGCUGGGGCCCACCUGCUGCUGCUGCUGCUGUUGUAGUAGCUGGGCUCGCCCCCCCAGACGCGGCUCUGGCCACCUUCCCAGUGCCCGCUGACCAGCCCGAGUGACUCACUGGGCGUUACUUGGUUACUCGGAGAAGCUGCCCCUUGAAGGCGACUCCUCGUGGCUGGGGGCUGCCCAUCCAGGAUGUGGGUUCUACCCAGUAGGCUGCCUGGCCUGCCUGACUUGCAGACGUGAAGGAACUAAUCCUCGGUGGUCAGGGUCUCGCCGUGCCUCCCUGCCGGUCCUCACCCUACCCCCAUCCCAUCAAAACCAGAAGAAAACCCCCUCUUCCAAAUAAAGUCCACUGACUUCGACCUCCUCGGCCUCCUGUGUGUGUGGGAGCCACAACGUUUGAGAGGCUGUCCUCCCAACGGCGCCCAGAGAGGCUCCUGUCUGCAUCUGACCGCACCUCCAGAGCCUCCCCCCAGGCCCGCAUCUAUUCUGU